Molecule: messenger RNA, 525 nt
Organism: Iphiclides podalirius (scarce swallowtail)
Lineage: Eukaryota; Metazoa; Arthropoda; Insecta; Lepidoptera; Papilionidae
Source: the annotation of a GenBank genome assembly
AUGGCUACUACAAACAAUUUUGUCCCGAGUGCACCCGUCGGUGCACCUCCUGGAGCAAACGAUCUUCCACCACCAUAUUCAGCGGUUGUUGGUAAUCCACAAUAUGGUUUUGUGGCUCCAUCAGUUGAGUCCAUGCCUCCAGGUGGUCCUUAUCCACAACCAAAACAAUUUACUGCCACUGGCGUAUAUCCUCAUCCGCCAAUCGUUACUUGCGCUCAACCCCAGUCUGGAGUAAUGGAUCCUACUUCUUCUGGUGUCACUGUUCCUGUCGGUAUAGUGUUACCUCCCGCAGUUGGAACCGAACCAACAACAAUAACAUGCUUCAACUGUGGUAAAGUUGUUACUACAAGAGUGACAUAUACAACAGCUUGGCAUACUCACUUGGUAGCUGGUUCUAUCUGCGUUAUAACAAUGGUAUGUUCGCUGUGCUGUCUGGGAUUAAUACCAUACUGCUUUGACAGCUUUAAAGAUGCUGAACACUAUUGUCCUAACUGCAACACCUUUAUUGGAAAAGCAACCAAAUAC